Molecule: messenger RNA, 7857 nt
Organism: Zonotrichia albicollis (white-throated sparrow)
Lineage: Eukaryota; Metazoa; Chordata; Aves; Passeriformes; Passerellidae
Source: RefSeq, a predicted model, not a curated record
AGUGCCAUGGGAAGUGAUGAUAUCAUAGCAGGGAACGUGAGCAAGUACAUUGUUCUCCCAGCUGGUUACUGUGGGCAGCCCAAAAAAGGACAUCUUAUAUUUGAUGCCUGUUUUGAAAGUGGGAACCUUGGCAGGGUGGACCACGUCUCAGAGUUUGAGUAUGACCUCUUCAUCAGGCCAGACACCUGCAACCCUCGCUUCCGAGUCUGGUUCAACUUCACUGUGGAAAACGUGAAGGAAUCACAGAGAGUAAUUUUCAAUGUUGUCAACUUCAGUAAAACAAAAAGCCUCUACAGAGAUGGGAUGGCUCCAAUGGUGAAAUCCACAAGCCGACCAAAAUGGCAAAGAAUCCCCUCCAAAAACGUGUAUUACUACCGCUGCCCAGACCACAGGAAGAACUAUGUCAUGUCCUUUGCUUUCUGCUUCGACCGAGAGGACGACACCUACCAGUUUGCCUACUGCUACCCCUACACCUACACUCGCCUGCAGCACUACCUGGACAACCUCCAGAGGAGGAACAUGGACUACUUCUGCAGGGAAUUACUGGGGCUCAGCGUGCAGAAGCGGCGGCUUGACCUCCUGACAAUAACCAGCCCCGAGGACAAAACUGACCUUGAGAACAGUGUGAUGCAGAAGAAAAUUAAAAUCCCCAAACUCUCUCUCAAUCACAUAGAAGAAGCUGGGGAAGUUACAGAUUAUGGGGAAGAAGAUGUGGAGCUUAGACACAGUAAGAGACAAGAUGGGAGGAAACAAAGUGAAGGUACACACAAAAGCAUUGAAGCAGUUGUUGCUCGCCUUGAGAAACAGAACGGGAUGAGUCUCAGUAAUACUUCCAGCCCUGAGGAGGCUUUUAUGGAGGCUACAGAAGGCAUGAACAAUAUGGACAAUGCUGUAGUUCCUCGGAUUCUCUAUGAGGAAUUGCUGAGGAGUUACCAGCAGCAACAGGAAGAGAUGAGACACAUUCAACAGGAGCUUGAGAGAACGCGGAGACAGCUUGUGCAACAGGCAAAGAAGCUCAAGGAGUAUGGGGCACUCGUGUCAGAAAUGAAAGAGCUCAGAGACUUGAACAGGAGGCUCCAGGAUGUACUGCUCCUAAGACUAGGUAGUGGACCUGCCAUUGAGGUUGAAAAAGUAAAACCUGAAUCAAUUGAGCCUGAACCUGAGGUACAGAAGACCUUCAGUGAGGAAGCAAAUACAUCAACGUACUACCCUGCCCCUGUUCCAGUAAUGGACAAGUAUAUUCUCGAGAAUGGAAAGGUCCAUCUUGGCAGUGGAAUUUGGGUAGAUGAGGAGAAAUGGCACCAGCUGCAAGUAACACAAGGAGAUUCAAAGUAUACAAAAAAUCUAGCGGUUAUGAUUUGGGGAACAGAUGUUCUCAAGAACAGAAGUGUCACAGGAGUUGCAACCAAAAAAAAGAAAGAUGCCGUUCCCAAGCCACCUCUCUCACCUCACAAAUUAAGCAUUGUCAGAGAAUGUUUGUAUGAUAGAAUAGCACAAGAAACUGUGGAUGAAACUGAAAUUGCACAGAGACUCUCCAAAGUCAACAAGUACAUCUGUGAAAAAAUCAUGGAUAUCAAUAAAUCAUGUAAAAAUGAAGAAAGGAGGGAAAUUGCAAAGUACAAUUUGCAAUAAAUUUUGGAUUUUUAAUAAAGUCUUAGUGUUUUACUUAAGUGUUGGUUUUUGAUUUGUGUGGCAUUUUUGCUGAUGGGAGAAGCUGAAUUGAAGCGUUGCUCUCUUCCUAUAACUGAUUCGUUUUUUGAGCAGUUCUGUCAUGGUGUAAACUGCUUUUAACUAAUGUAAGAUAUAUUGUAAGUUCACUCCCAAUGAAAACUGAAGUUUCCAAGGUUUCUCCAGCGAGUUGCAGUUUGUUACCUGCGGUUGUACAUUGGUUCUGGCUCUGUGGACACCGACCCGUUUGCCCUGCGUUGAGUUUUGCUGGAGUUAGUGGAUCUCAGCUGCAGUAAAACAUCUGCUUAGAAGGAAGAACUGUACAAAAUUCACUUUGCUAUUGGAAAGGAUUUUACUGUAUUUUACAAAGUGUUUUUUUCUGAAAUGAAAUUUCAAUCGUUUGUUUUUAUAAAUCUUUGUUUUGAUCUCUAACAAUAUAUUUGAUCAAAAAUACACAAAGAACGUUUCUUUUUCAAUUAUCUUGUAGGCAGAUCACUAUUACCAUCACAGUUAAAAAAAUAAAAACUAAACGAUGAACAACAAAGAACCCAAAGCUGUAAGCUGUAAAAUCAUGAUAAUUCAUUUUAACAAAUAAAUCUAAAACCACUUCUUUUACAGGGACCAAGACACUUCAAAUUUCUGGUUGUGGUAUAAAGUUUCUCAGUGUGUCCAUACUGUUGUUCUUGAAAUAUUACCUUUUUAGUGUAUUUGUACUUUCAAACAAUUUAAAAUUUGCCACACUAUGGCAAGAGUAUGUACAGUAGAAAAUUUAGUACAAUUUUGUUUGCGUCCAUAAUUUAAAAAUGGACACUUUUAGCACAAAUUUUAAUUACAAAUAAAAAUAAUUUUCUACAUUGAAGUUAGACUUGCGAUGCAAAGUUUUUAGAAAUAAUUUGUCAUAAAAAAUGUCAUUUGUCAUUGAACUAUAUGUUAUUGCGUGUAAGUGAAGCAAAAUAUUCUCUUUUCAUGAAGGAUUUAGAGAUAAUUUGAGAUCUGGAUUGAUGAAUUUUGAGGGUUUGUGAUCUCACUUAGCCUUCCAUUUAUUCUGUGCUCACAGCUGUGAUUGUCUCCCUUGCAGCCUACCUGUUCCCAAGUGUCAGCAUUUGUUUCUUUACCACUGCAAUUCUGUUUCCUGUAGUCUUGAAAAACUUCCCAUUUCUUAUCACCUUCCUGUGGCACUGGUUCACCCUGAGGUGAAGCCUUUUUCAGUGUCCGAUAAUGUAGAUAAUGUGGAAAGGAACAGGCUGCUCGGGUGGACUCACUAUGCCUGGAAGUAUUUAAAUGAUAAAAGAUAAAGAUGUGGCACUUGGGGACAUGGGUUAGUGGUGGGAUAGGCAGUGCUGGGUGAAUGCCUGGACUUGGUGAUCUUAAAGGUAUUUUCCAAGCUAAAUGAUACCAUAAUUCUUUAAUGUGGAGGGAUAGAAGGUAAGAGAAUAGUGCAGAAGGCAAUCUCACACCUGAGGACUUGCAGCUGUGCUCAUCACCAAAGAUUAAGAACAGCCCUGAACUUAAUAGGCCACAGCUGUGUCCAAUGAGGAGAUGAGUGCUACAAAAGAGGGGGUUAGCUGGGGGAGAGGACAGCUGGAAUUUGUUGGUUGUGCUGUGAAGAAGAGUCAGUGCUGUGAGGAGCUGUCCAUGAGAAAUCACUGAAAAGGUAUGGGAGCUUUGAAAUAAGAUGGCGACAUUUUAAAGGGCUGGGUGAGUGUAAGAAGAAGAGGAGGGGAGGAGGAGGAGUGCUAGACCUGCCCUCCCUCUCUUGGAAGAGAUGAGACAAACAGCAGGUUGUUUCUCCCUGUACUUCACCUGUAUGUAAUUAGUGUCUUAACUCAUAGCUAAGUGUUUGCUUUAUGCUUUCUAAAGUCACUUUUAUGGUUACCUUGCACCAGCCUCGUGCUGUGCUGCCAAACAGGAACAUCAAAUUUUCACCACUGGUGCACCUGCAUUCCUGUCCCUUCCCUUAACCCCACAGUGUGACUGAACUGGUGUGUCAGAUCCCAUUGAUUUCCAGGGUUCAUUUCUCAACAGCUGCUUCCCAUGGGAUGGAGCCAGAGCUUUUGUGGUGAGGGGUGGAAAGAGCAGGAGUGUGUUUUUCCAGUGUCUUAUGUGUGCCCUGAAGUUUCUUUGGAUGGCCUCCCUUGUCUCCUGCUAAUAUCAAAAGUGUUCUUAGGUAGUGUUUAAUGAAGUACAUAAAUGUUUAUGUUUCCUAAUUUGGGAUGCUAAAUAGCAGAUUAGUGUUUAAAAUGUCACUGCAUGUAUCCUUUUAUUAAUUAAAGAGAACAAAUAGAGAUAACACUGAAAAAACAUUUAAACAGCAAGUUUCCCCUUUUCAAGCAGACUUGUGAAUGUACAGGGUUGGUUUUUUUUAAGUGAUACUAAGGCAACCCACUAUUUUGGGGAAAGUGCCCAUAAUUUCCUUAGUAUUUUAUGGCUUUAGUACUAAUGUGUUUCCAUUGUAACACAUUCUUUAAUGAGAAGAUCAAGCUGAACUUCUUAGAAGAUAAGCCUAUUUUAUGAAACCUGGAAAAAGCAGCUUAGAAUUUAAUUAGAGUUAGGACUCCAGCCUGGCCCCAAAAAUCAGAGGUGUUAAUUCCUUCUGCAAAACCAGCAUCACCUUUCUAGGGCUUCUCCUUGACGUACUUGUCCCAUCAGAUGUUAAUACUGCAUUUUGCUGAAGAAUUAAAAUGUUCUCUUUGGGCACAGUAUCUUGGAAGACAUCAUUAAAUUUUUCCUGGAGAUUUCAUCAGCCCAGGCUAGUUUUCAUUUGAGUUCAACAGGGAUAUUUGAGUGGCACAAAAAAGUUCAGUUCCGUUUGAACCGUAGUGUCAAUGGGGGCUAAGAAAUGUGUCCAUUGGAGUGGGCAAGUGGUGUUUAAUGUGCCACUCGAAACUUUGUUGAGUCAUGUUAAAGAAGUAGGAUAUAUUAAAGGUAGAACAUUGUGUUUCAACUUGAACUAAAUCUUUGGAUACUGAAAAUAAGUUUUUUGCUAAUAAUAAGCCAUUUCUGCACACUGUGGUUGUAUGGCAGCGUGCUGGGUGCUCUGCAGGGAGUAAUGGGUGUGUGAAUAACAUUUCAUACUUUUAUUUGGUCAUUACUCUUGUCUUUUCCCUCCCCAUGAGCCAGUAUCAAGGUUGUACAAUUGUUUCCUAGUGUGUCUGUUUGAAGUAGGGAAAUAGGCUGCAGUUCCAUGUUCUAGCAAUACCCAAGAAAAAUAGGAACUUUAAUGAGGUGUGCUUUUCUGCAUUGCAAAACUGAUGUAUAAAUUAACUGUGAGUUUCAUUUCAUUUUCCUGCACUGCGUUUAUGACCAGGGCUGUUCUUGUUGGUACAUUAAUUUUUCCAUAAUUGUGCCUGCCCGUACAUAGUUUGCUUUGUUCAUAUUGUGUAUGCUGUGAAUCUACCAUAGGAAACUAUAGAAAAUAGUCCCUACUAACUUUUUCCUGCUUUAGGGUAACUUCUUACCUGUACAUCAUGAGAAACAGGAUAGAGUUUUGACAGAAAGUGAAGCAGGUUUUAUUACACCCUGUAAUACCCCUCAUUUGUCAUUCUAAGGUUUGUGCUAUGCCAUUACCUCAUACUGUAAACCUGGAUUUGUAAGGAUCAGAAAGACAUGGAUUUAAGAGGAAGUGACAGUUUACUCUUUUUUUAAUCAAAGCAGGAAGGAGGUAUUGCUGUUAUAUGAAUAAUCUGAUCUUCUGUUGCCACACAUUGCUGCAGUAAUUUGUGAUAUUCAUGAUCUGAUCCAUAUUAAAGUGCCUCUGGCACACUUGCAAGGAAGCAAGAUUAGAGUUAACAAAAAGGGCUUUAUUUUCUAUUAGUGAUUUUAUAAGGGAUAUGAGCUGUUGUGUUAAAGGAAAGAAUCAUACCAGGGACUUUAAUAGCUAAAAUCUAGCCACUCAAUUAAAAAAAAAAAGAAAACUAGUAUUUAUUAGAGAGGGGAAAAAUUUGUUCACUUCUGCUGUUCCAGAACAGGUUUGGAUUUACUGAUGCUUUAUAGAGAUGGGAGAGUUUUUAAAGAAAAUAGUAAAAUACUUAUGUUGAAGUUGAACUCUAAGCAGGAAUUCAAGGUUGCAUUGGUUAGCUGUUGUUGGCUGUCAAAAGCAGGUGCAUUCUCCCUGUGGGAGGUCACUUCUUUGCACCUUACCUUUGAUGUUGUAUCUGAGAGAUUACUGUGAUGGCUGCUUUGUUGUCUUAAGCAGAGAUUAUUGUCCUCUUGGAAGUUUUAAGUAGCAAUAAAUUGAACUUUUUGGGAUUUACUGAAAUUGCAAAGAUAAUUCUACUUCACACUUCCAGAAUCUAUAGACUUUUAGAAAUUAAAGCUAAGUGCAGGUCAUUGUUAAAAUGAUACAAUCUUGAUGCAGAAGCUCAGAGAAUUGUGUGAAUUGGGAACAUUGUGUAUUAGCUGUGGCUUCACUGCGUAUUAGCUCUUGAGAACACCAAAUCUGACUGGCUUCAGAAAGGGAAAGCAAGGUUGUGUCACAUGGAGCUGCACUGAGGAUUAUUUCAAUAUUCCAUCUUUCUGACAUGAGAAUUCUCUUCUGAAAGAGACAAAGACACAACUUGUGCCUCCUCAGAUUGAGGUGGUAGCUUUCUCCAUACUCUUGAAAAUAUUUGUCAUUCUGUGUGUGCCUUUAGUCUCGGAUUGAUGAAGUCAUAACAUCAAUUGCUCAGACUUUAUUGGUGUCAUUUUUUUCAUCAUAACAGUGUGGAACUCUGAAGUGAUUCAUACAAUACCAAGGCAAUAAAAGCGUUAUGAAGUGUAAUCAUUGCAUGUUUCAUGCUCAAUAGCUAAUUUUUAAUUUCACCAUCUUGGAUAUUUUUUCAUCCCCUCAGGGUUCCUAAAUAGGAAAAGAGAAUCAUUUGGACUUGGACAACAGGAGCAGUGAUUCAGGAAGGAAUUAAUUUAUGUGGUUGUUCAUCUGUUUUACUUUUGCAAUUAUUUUUCCUGUUUAUAUUUGAACAAUAACUUUCAUUCCGUGUGUCAGAUACCCUCUUGUCAUGCAGUGAAAUCAUGGUUCUGUGGUUGUGAGAUCAUUUGUUUACCAUAAAGAGGAAAAUACCUCACUUACAGCAUCAGAUGAAGUUGCAUUAUGGCUGGAUCAGAGCAAAGGUGAAAGGCAGUCUGGGAGGGGAGGAAGAAGCUGAGCCUAAAGGAUUUUUUUCUGUGCUGCCUUCUGGCUAGAAAACUUCUUCCUACAAAGGAAAUUGUUUCCUCCACAUUUAGCAGAAUAUCAACUUUAUGUUCCUUGUUUAUUGAUAGUUAAGCCUUAAUGGAACUGAAGUCUUUAUGAAUAUAUAUGUUUAUUGCAUCAGGCUACCUACUGUCAUGCUGAAUUUUGGUCUUUAGUGAUUUGAAAUUAAAGAGUCACAGAAAAUUUCCUGAACAACCCAAGAGAGGCAUAGGUUGGGGGUGAUUUAGCCUUUAUUGUAAUAUAAAAAUUGCUAAAAGUUCUAUGAAAUAGAAGAUAAGAAAUGACGUGUGUUGGUGUUUUUGUAUCCUUUAUAGUUGGCCUGAGCUUUUAUGCUUUUGGAGUGAGGGGUGCAGGUUUCAUGGGAUAGCCUGAUCAUUAGAAGAAUUGGCUGUGAACACCCUUUGGUGUUCACCCUGCUGCAUGUGAAUGAUGCCCUGGGACAGCAGCAGAGGGAAUGUGCCUUGGUAGUGCCAUAUCACACUGGUACCAGCCCCUUCCACAGGAGACUCAGAUGAAAAAGCUUUUAUGGGAGCUUCAUAUCCUUUAUACUCAAAUACAUCUUUAAUGUCAGCCCAAAUGUUUAUUUAAACCUUACUGAAUUGUAGUUUAGUUUAAAAAAAAAAUGUACUUUCAUGUGUUUCUCAUUUUUCUUGUAAUUAACUGAGUAUCAUUCUGGGAGAUGUCUUUCUCCAUGUUUCAGUUGGGGUAUUAAGCCACUCAUACUUGAAAAUAGUCCAUUUGGACAUUCUGUUUUUGUAAGCCAGAUGAACUAUGACUUUACCUUUACUUAUGGAGUCCUUUGCAGGAUUUAUGGAAGUACCUUUAGAGAAUAAUUCUCAAAGUGUGUAGGAUGGAAGGUGGAUGGGUCAAAGCAUUGCCUUCAAGUUAAUGUUCUGUGUUUUCAUUUCUUUAAGAGUCUAAGGUUAUGAAAAACUAAAACUCUGUAAAGUAGGAUUUUGCUUUCUUUUUCUGCACUGUAUAUUAAAAUUCUUUGACACUCA